AUGACAACGAUGUUCGUCCAACUGCGCCGUGUGGUGUACCUGUUGGUACUUCUGCACUUCUGUACUUGUGUGGCAUAUGCGAAUGAGUCAAGUGUUACUGAGGUUAAUGCUGAACAGAAGGUAAAAGAAUUCAAAAUUAUGCGCAAUGAGUUAAAAAUAUUAAUGAGUGCUACGCCAAAAUCUCAAAAUGCUUUGAAUGAUGAAGUGAGGGCAUGUGAUGUUUAUUCUUUACGUGCAUUAAAUGCCGUGGAGCGACUGAAGAGCCUCACCGAAAGAGCGAAGGUGGCGAUGAGUCUGAUUAACACUUCUACCACUCAAGAGGAAAUGAAAGAACGGUGGAAGGAGGAGGAAACUGCACUACAAGAAGCCAAUGAUGUCCUAUCUAAUAUCACGUUAGCAGUGAACAAGACAAGAGAAGCGGCCGAAGAAUUUAACAAGACAUUAACUAAAAUGGAAGAAGUUUCUAAGACUAUCGUCUCCAGAGCUACUGAAUUUUUGAAACCUGAUGCAGAUUUUUCGAGAUGGCCAUCUGACAGUAAAACGGAAGUGAAGGACUUGGCUCUCAUCAGCGUUUCAGAAGAUAAAUUCGUUCAGCCUUUCGUAGCACAAAAGAAAUCGAGGGUUCAACCCGCCUUCGACGCUGCGAAGAAGGGGGAGGAACACGCAGAAUCUCUGAAUAUGGCAGUGGAAUUGGCAGUUCAAGCAUUCAACAAGUACUUGGAGAAACAUGGUCUUAAACCUGAAGAAGAAGAGGCUGACAAGGUUACUCCGGGGAAUAAAAAUGAAGAAAGCAAAUUGGAGAGC
Messenger RNA from Trypanosoma theileri, 804 nucleotides. RefSeq lists its product as uncharacterized. The record is from RefSeq and is a predicted model, not a curated record. The transcript has a single exon. The annotation marks the transcript as partial. Lineage: Eukaryota; Euglenozoa; Kinetoplastea; Trypanosomatida; Trypanosomatidae.